GAGCUGGAGCGUGACCUCGAACUUGAACGCCGGAAGGUACGCGAGCUGCAAGAUACCUCACGCGAAAGGGAGAAGGAAUAUCAGAGGCUUAAAGCUCAACUCGACAAAGUGAAAAGAAAGGCAUUACUAGGCCCGGAUAAUACCACCCGCGCGGUCGCUUCAGGUGUCAACGCUCCCAAUCGCACACCGCUCGACAACAUCUCAGUUCAAAGGCAGCCGCUAGGUGACGUUGGCGCGGUGGUGGGUGGAAUGGAGGCUAAUGGUAUCCAGCGUACCCCGCUCAACAACCGCACGGUCCCGAUGAACUUCGGGGGACAGCCAGCUUACCCAUGGUCAAGUAACCGGGCUCGCGCACCCCCGUUGGCGGGUCCCCAGCGCCUGAAUGCUGCUGACCGUUCCUUCAGGGCAAACUCUAUUUCCGAUCAGUCCGAGAGCGCCAACGAAGUAGAAAAUUUGCUUCUACCUAAUCACAAUCGG
Molecule: messenger RNA, 477 nt
Organism: Pisolithus orientalis
Lineage: Eukaryota; Fungi; Basidiomycota; Agaricomycetes; Boletales; Pisolithaceae
Exons: 3
Source: RefSeq, a predicted model, not a curated record